AUGGCCACAAGCCAUCAAGAGACCGAGAUGGUGGCGGGUUCCAAUCGGGAACGUAUAGAGAGACUUGAAGAUCACAACACAAGAGUAUUAGACAUUUUGAGUGAUGUCAAUACUACAAUGGCCGAGCUUAGAAUGGCCAUGAAUGCCACCAACCGAGAAAGUGAGGAACAUCGAAGGGCCACGGAGGCUUUGAGAAGGGAGACUCACGAGAACAUCGAAAGAAUCGAGAGGAGGAUUGUGGAAGGCCAAGCUUCCCGACAAGAGGUGGAUGGACAAAGGCAUGAUGCCUUUGUGGAAGGAGUGGAAACAAGCAUAUCCGGAUCCGUGCGUGAGCCUAGACAUGAACCCCCAAGAGAAGGGUAUAGAAGAGGGGGAAGAGUGGAAAAUGACCACAUAGCCGUGGAGAGAUGGGUUCGAAAUGAUACCCACCACUCAAGGAGCCCGAGUAUAGUAAGGGAAACUCAAGACGUGAGAUAUGAGGUCCCAAGACAUGAAGAACAAAAUGAGGCCGAGUAUGACUUAGGCCAUGGAGGGCGUAAUGGACAUGAUGAUCAUGGCCAUAGGAGACGUCACAACCGUGAACGAGAAAGGGGCCAUAGAGAUGAAAGACAUGAAGAAGACCACUACGACCAUAGAGUUGGAAACCGGGCACAUGACCGGGGACCAAGGAGACCAAAGGUGGAUUUCCCCAAGUUCAAUGGGGGGGAUCCAUAUGAGUGGUUGGACAAAGUGGACCACUAUUUCCGUGUCUAUGAAGUACCAAGAGAUGAGAGGGUGUCGACAGCAUGUUUUCAUCUUGAAGGGAGAGCAAGCAAGUGGUGGCGUUGGCUACGCGACCAAUAUGACCAAGAAAGGAGACGACUUGGGUGGACGGCCUUUGAAAAAGAGUUCUUGAUGCAAUUUGGGCCAUCACCAAUUGUCAAUCACCAUGGACAAUUGGCCAAGUUGAAACAAGAAGGAAAGGUGCACCAUUACAUAGAUGAGUUUCGGCAACUCCAAACUAUGGUGAGGGGUUGGACCGAAGAAGCCUUGAUUGGAACUUUUGUAGACGGUUUGAAGCCUUGGCUUGCCAAGGAAAUAAAAUUGAAGCAACCCACAAGAUUACAAGAGGUAAUGCGAAUGGCCGAAGUGUUGGAAGAAAGCACCCAUAUGGAGAAACGCCAUUCCAAGGAAGUGGGGAGCAAAUUUUCUAAACCUUUGCAAACCAAAACUCCUUGGAAAGGAAAAGAAGUGGAAGGGGGUAGUUCCAAACCAAAGCCUUAUGAAAUUAAAAAGUUGUCAAGGGAGGAAGUCCAAGAAAGAAUAAAAAAGGGCCUUUGUUUCAAAUGUGGAGAGAAAUGGAGCAAGGAACAUGCAUGUAGAUCGGGUAAAGCUUACUUGAUGAUUGAAGAAGAGGAGGAUGAAGAGUCCUCACAAGAUGAAUCCGAGCAAGAAGAGAAUGAAACCAAGGAGGAAGAAGAAGAAGCCGAGCUAUCACUCAAUGCUAUGUCCGGAAUCCAAAGACCCACUUCCAUGAGAGUUAUGGCAUGGAUUGGGAAAUUUGAAGUCACCUUGUUGGUGGAUAGUGGCUCAACGCAUAACUUCAUCAACGCCAACAUAGUCACCAAAGUUGGGUUGAAACCGAGCACCAUUGAGCCUUUUGAUGUUAAAGUGGCUAAUGGGGACAAGUUGAGGUGUGAGGGCCUUGUGAAAGAGGUUAAGAUGAAUGUUCAAGGAGUUAGAAUCAUGGCGGACUUGCACAUUUUGUCACUCGUGGGACUUGAUGUAGUUUUGGGUAAUGCAUGGCUCAAAGGCAUUGGCAAAGUUGUUAAUGACUAUGAGAAGAUGACUAUGGAAUUUCGGAUUGGGUCCAAAAAGAAGUUAUGGACAGCUUUGACCUCCAAGGAGGUGAGGUCUUGUGAGGCCUUGAUGUUUGAAAAAUUAUGUAAAGGUGGAGCUAGUUGCUUUGCCAUUAUUCUAGCAAAGCAAGAGACACUUUUGAAGAUUGAGAAAAAUGAAGACGGGAGCAAGAGGGAUGACAUGUCAUUGCUGCCCGUGGAGGUCCAAGAAGUUUUGAAGGACCACAAGGGAGUUCUAGAGGUGCCAACUACCUUGCCACCUUCUAGAGUCUUUGAUCACUCCAUUGCCUUGGAGAAUGAGGGCAAACCGGUGAAUGUUCCCCCAUACCGGUAUGCUUAUUUCCAAAAAGAAGAGAUAGAAAGGCAAGUGGAAGAAAUGUUGAAAGGAGGCUUGAUAAGGCCUAGCAAUAGUCCUUUUUCCUCACCGGUCUUAUUGGUAAGGAAGAAGGAUGGUACUUGGAGAUUUUGCACGGAUUAUAGGGCUUUGAACGAGGCCACCAUCAAGGAUAGGUUCCCCAUACCUACCGUUGAUGAGAUGUUAGAUGAGUUGCACGGGGCUAGCAUCUUUUCUAAACUUGACUUGAGGGCGGGUUACCACCAAAUCCGUAUGAAAGAAAGAGAUGUGCACAAGACGGCCUUUAGAACGCAUAAUGGGCACUAUGAAUACCUUGUGAUGCCGUUUGGAUUGUGUAAUGCACCUUCCACAUUCCAAGCCGCCAUGAAUACCAUUUUCAAGCCCUUAUUGAGGAAGUUUGUUUUGGUUUUCUUUGAUGAUAUCUUGGUAUACUCCAAGAACAUUGAAGACCACAAGUCCCAAUUGAAGAUAGUGAUGAAAAUUCUUGAGGAGCAUCAUUUUUUCAUCAAAGCAUCCAAAUGUGCUUUCAUGGAAAAGGAGCUCGAAUAUUUGGGGCAUUUCAUUUCGGGUGAAGGGGUCAAGGUGGACCAAAGGAAGAUAGAAGCCAUGGUUGAUUGGCCAUUACCCAAUGAUGUCUCGGCCUUGAGAGGAUUUUUGGGACUAACCGGCUACUAUAGGCGGUUUGUGAAGAACUAUGGGCUUAUUGCUAAGCCACUCACUUCCUUGUUGAAGAAGGAUAAUUUUGCAUGGAACCAAGGGGCAAGGAAUGCUUUUGAGGAAUUGAAGAGAGCCAUGACCACUACUCCCGUAUUAGCCCUACCUAAUUUUGAGAAGGUCUUUGAGGUUUACACCGAUGCAAGUGGGGAUGGAAUAGGGGCUGUUUUGGUCCAAGAGAAGAGGCCAAUAGCUUUUAUCUCCAAAGCCCUUGGACCUAUGAAGAAAGCGUGGAGCACUUAUGCAAGAGAGAUGCUUGCGGUUGUUCAUGCCGUGAAGGUAUGGAGGCCAUAUUUAUUGGGGAGGAAGUUCACUAUAGUCACGGACCAACAAGCUUUGAGACACUUGUUGCAACAAAAAAUAGUAACCCCGGAACAACAAAAGUUUCUUGUCAAGUUGUUGGGAUUUGAGUAUGACAUUGUAUACCAACCCGGAAAAGAGAACAAAGUUGCGGAUGCACUUAGUAGAAAAGAAGGGAGCUCAACAUUAUGGCAAGUAUAUGAAGAGAAUGAUGAUAGUUUGAUGGCCUUGAGUGGGGCCGAAUGGAGGAUAUGGGACAAGAUCCGUGAGGCAACCAAGCUUGAUGCGAGGGCCAUUGAGAUUGUAGAGCUUUUAGAAGCUCAAGGUGAUGGGGUAAUCGGCUUCAAGUUGAAAGAUGACCUAAUCUACUACAAGAACUAUGUGUAUGUCCCUAAUGUACCGAAUUUGAGAAGGGAGGUUCUUGAUCACUUCCACAAUAGUAAAGAGGGAGGUCACUCCGGGUGGUUGAGAACCUACAUAAGAAUUAAGCAUUUUUUCUAUUGGGAAGGAUUGAAGAAAGCCGUGAAGACACUUGUGGCCGAGUGUGAUGUAUGCCAAAAGUCUAAGUAUGAGACAAGGCCACCAACCGGUUUGUUGCAACCCUUGCCUAUUCCAAACUUAAUUUGGGAGGAUUUGAGUAUGGAUUUCAUCGAAGGGUUACCUAGUAGUGGCGGGUUUGAGGUAAUUUUUGUGGUGGUUGAUAGGCUAAGCAAGUAUAGCCAUUUUAUUUCUCUUACCCACCCAUAUUCGGCCAAGAGUGUGGCCAAAGCCUUUAUUGAUCACGUGGUGAAGCUCCAUGGGUUUCCCAAGAGUAUUAUCUCGGAUAGAGAUAGGGUCUUCAUGAGUUCCUUUUGGAAGGAAUUAUUUGAGCUACAAGGUAGCAAGUUGAAGGCAAGUUCAUCUUACCACCCACAAACCGAUGGGCAAACGGAGGUUGUCAAUAGAACACUUGAGCAAUAUUUAAGGUGUUUUUGCCAUGAGGAACAAAAAAAGUGGGGUGAGUACUUGUCUUGGGCCGAAUAUUGGUACAAUACUUCUUUCCACGCAUCCAUCCAAAGAAGUCCUUUUGAGGUUGUUUAUGGGAGGGCACCACCUAUGUUGGUAAAUUAUGAAAAGGGCACGGCCAAGAAUGAAGAAGUCGAAAAGGAGUUGGUAACUAGGGAUGAGAUCCUAGUGAAGGUGAAGAAGGAGCUUGCCAAGGCUCAACAAAGAAUGAGGAAGUAUUACGAUGAGGGUAGAAGAAUGGUUUCCUUUGAAGUAGGGGACUAUGUGUAUUUGAAGCUUCAACCUUUUGGCCAAAGAACAUUGAGGAAAAAGCUUAAUUUGAAGUUGGCCAAGAAGUACUAUGGGCCUUUCAAGGUACUUGAGAGGUUGGGAGAGGUAGCUUAUAGAUUGGAGCUUCCUCCAAGUUCCAAACUUCAUCCGGUGUUCCAUGUAACCGUGUUAAAAAAGAGAAUUGGGGACCCGAGCCUCAUUGUGGAUGAGCUACCUAGGUUUGAUGAUGAAGGCCGAAUGCUUUUACAACCAAAGGAAGCUCUCAACUAUAGGGUGGUUUCAAGAGGGACCAUGAGAAAAAGUGUGUGGCAAGUCUUGAUAAGGUGGGGUAAAGCUCCAAAGGAAGAAGCUACUUGGGAGGACUACGAUGACAUAAGGGCAAGGUUUCCUCAAUUUAUCCUUGAGGGCAAGGAUAUACUUAAAGAGAGGGGGAUUGUUAGACCCCCACGUCGAGUGGCCUCAAGGGGAGCAGCACAAGCCCUAACCAUGAAUACUGGUUAUCCAUUUCAAUAUGGGAUGAGACCUCCGACUCCUCCGACUCCUCCCAUGGCUACAAGCUCCGGAACAACCGAAAGAUUUGAAGAGGAUACACCCGGGUGUAGGGAAACUGAAGCGCCUUGUUUCUCCUCUAGGCUUGAUGAACAAGGUGAAGAGGAUAGGCCAGAUUUAGGGGAAACUGGCGAUGGCACUGCCGAGACACCUCCAUUAGACCGAAUGGAUGGUAGUGAUAUGAUUGAGGAGCCAAAAGCGGGGAUGGAAUUUGAUUCUUUUGAGGAAUUAAUGAGCUAUUAUAAGAUAUAUGCUAAGAAAUGUGGGUUUGGAUCCAUGACACAAAGGAGUGAAAGGGAUGACGAAGGGAAUGUCAGAUAUGUCACUCUUGGUUGUGCCUGUGGGGGGAAAGCUCGGAAUAGGACAAUGAAUGUCGCCAAACCACGUCCGACAGGAAAGACUGACUGUAAGGCAAGGAUUAAUGCCUUAAAAGUUAAGGGGAAGAUGCAGUUGACCACUGUUCAUAACACCCACAAUCACGGAUUGAGUCCACAGAAAUCUCGUUUCUUCCGAUGUAAUCGCGAAGUUAGUGAGACUGUAAAAAGGAUUGUCGCAAUUACAUCGAUAAGGCAAGACAUCUACGACUUGGAGCAGGUGGUGCUGGAGCACUUCAAGACUAUUUUUGUAGAAUGCAGUAUAAGAACCCCGGAUUCUUUGCCUUGA
Messenger RNA from Juglans regia (Persian walnut), 5694 nucleotides. RefSeq lists its product as uncharacterized. Bases 1 to 5694 code for a protein of 1897 amino acids. Gene Ontology annotation, molecular function: aspartic-type endopeptidase activity; nucleic acid binding. The transcript is spliced from 3 exons. Gene Ontology annotation, biological process: DNA integration; proteolysis. NCBI's taxonomy places the organism in Eukaryota, Viridiplantae, Streptophyta, Magnoliopsida, Fagales, Juglandaceae. The record is from RefSeq and is a predicted model, not a curated record.